CAGGGAAACUUGAUUUAAAUAUAAAUAUAAGCAUGCAGAUUCAAACAAAUUAAGAAAAACAGAAAAAUAAGAGUAGGAGGCUGGACUAUUGGAGCAAACAUAAGAAAAUUAGUAAUUCAUUCAUUAAAGCCUGAUUCAUAGAAAAUUCUCUGCUUUUACUCUGAAGGUUCUGACCGGAAGCUGGGUUUUGGCUCUGCGGUUUCCGGUGAGGCAGUCAGGCGGACAGACUUCUGUAAACCCGAAACCUGGUGAAACAGCAAAUAAACCAAAGGAAACAGGAAAGAAAACAGGGAAGGAAACAGGAAAGGAAACAGGAAGGAGGUUUUUACGGCAGGAAGAGGAUUUAUUUGGACUUCCGGCGAGGAACCGAGAGGAAAAACAACCCGCUUCGCCUCUGCAGGAUGUGAUAGAACUGCAGCAGAUAAACUUCUCCCUUCUCAGCCUCAAGAUCAACAGACGAGACGCAGCGACAAACAUGUCUCUGUUAUUCUCUGGAGCCGUCACAAGUUCCCCGAUAAAACGGCGGCUGCGUGGGAAUCACUCCUGCCACAGCCCCGACGCCUCCCUCCUGUCCCCCGACUCGUCCUACGUCUGCUACCCGUCUGCGCUCGCCGGCGCCCCUGGCUGCCGCCGCUCGCCGCGCCUCCUCACCAACGGUUACUAUGACGUCACCGAGGACAGCUUCUGCCUGGACGAGGACGGAAACGUGUCUCUGACCGACUGCAGGACCAGCGUGUCCUACAAGGAGAACCUGGUCAGAGUCUUCCGGCGGCGGCGGAAACCCCGCAGCGCCCUGGUUUCCCUGCUGAGCGGCGUUUCAGAGAGCUGCCAGUCAUGGCUGGACCAGAAGGUGUUCGGAGGCAUUCUGGGAACCGGACUCAGACAGGACCCGGACCCGGACCCGGACCUGGACUGGGCCCGGGUCGGCCAGCAGGGGGCGUCUCCGUGUCGAUUGGACGAGUCUCUGUGGGCGGGGCUAAACGCCGAUCUGGACGAUGGACGAAGCUUCACCUAUGAUCCCAGCGAAGCCCCGCCUCCUCCAGGCAAAGAAGCCCCGCCUCCUCCUGAUGAAUUGGCCCCGCCUCCUGGGAAGAUGUUGAUCCAGGAGGAAAUCUGCUCUGAGGUCAGUCAGUCCACGCAGGGCUUCACCCAAUCACUGAGCGGCCUCUCCGAAGUCCCGCCCCCUCUGGCCUUCUACAGCUGCUGCCAGGCGGCACCUGAACCUCCAGGGCUGACGAUGAAGGCUCUCCUCAUCCUCAUCUUCAGCAUCUUCAUCAUAAGCGUUCUCUACUCAGGCUCCUGCUGGUGGAGCGCCAUGGUAACGGCCGCCAUGUUGGCGACGAUCUCAGCCGUGAUGUUCGUGACCAAGUCGGGUCCGAUGGGCGAGUGGAGGAGAGCCAAGACCGAGGACAUCACAUCCAGGAACGAGUAGGAGCCGGAACCAGAACCGGAACUGGACCAGAACCGGACUGGAACUGGACCAGAACCAGGCAGGAUUCUGUUCCUGCAAUUUUCAAUCCCACUGGACAAAAAGGUGAAACCGGUUCUGAGCUCUGGAGGCUUUUACAGAUAACUGGGUUUGAAUUCACAGAAAGAAAAAUAAAUCAUGGAUGACAGAAGAGAGGAAUCAAUAAUCAAUCAAUAAUCUGAUUCAACCAGCAGAUAAAGAGUAAAAACUGCUGUUGGAUUCAAAAGGAGCUCAGACGCCGUUGGGUUAGCUUAGCAUCGCAAAGAGCUGCAAAAUCACCAACUGGGAAACAAAGUUUUCAUCAAGUUUUUAUUUCACACAAAAAUCACCUGGAAUCCUGCAGAAGAUUUAAUAUUUUAUAUUUCCAGACGAGGAGCGAUGAUUUAUUACGUUUAUUUAAAAUAGAAAGUAAAUAAACCGCAGCUUCAGGGGAGACGCAUGAGAGCAAUAAGAAUAAAAAACAUUUUGUUGUCGCAAAUUUAAAUCCAGAAAACCUUCAAAACCUAAAAUCCUGAAAUAUAUAUAUUAAAAAUGUAAAUAUUGAAAAAGGACCUGCUUUAAAUUACAUCUAAAGCUGCAGUCAGGUCAAGGCUUUUAUUUUGAAAGAAUUCCUCUCUGUAUGGAGAGCCUGCAGUGCUUUAAAUUUAACAUCUGAGAUAAAAAAGAUAAUCUAUAAAACUGACCACAUGAUAAGCUAUAAGUGAAAGACAUUUUAAAAAUAAAAAUUAAACAUAAAUCAAUUAAAAUACAGUCAAAUGAUAAAGCUUAAAAAUCUGAAAAAUGAGCAGAUUUUCUCCAUCAAUUCAGCUGUAAAUAUGAUAUAAUUUAGUGAAAAUUCAAUUUUGAUAAAGGAAACAAUUCUAGUAAAAUUAUGACACAUUUAAUUAUUUUUUGUGAAGUUCCCCCUUUUGCACAAGCUUUUAUUUUGAAAAGCAUCUUUUUUAUAUGGAGCUCAAUAAGUUUUUAAAAUUAUUUUUUAGAUUUUGUUUUGCAUUAAUGUAUUUUAUCCUGUUCAGACAGGUCAAUAGGAAUAAAAACUUGAUGUUGAUGAAAUGUUUAGAUAUUAAAAAAGUUAAUAAAAGUUUAAUUCUUAUUAUUAACGAGCAGGAUGUAAUAAAUCCUUCAUGGCUGCAGAAAAACUAAACCAGUAAAAAAGUGAGGAAAAGGAUUUCAGAAGAUUUACUUGUCAUGAAUAUUUAUUCCCAACUUUUCACUUUGUCACAUUUUUUUAUUUGAAAGGGCCUUGCCUCUGUACGGAGCUCCUGAAGUGCUGAUAUGUUUUAAUCCACGCAAACUAAAAUAAUGUCACACUUCAGAGGCUCCAUGUUGAUAUUGUUACUGAAAGUAAUGUAAAGUGUACUGUAAAACUUCCUGAAUAUGAUCAGAAAUCCAGAGCUGAGCUUCGGGUUCAGGUUAAAGCAGAGCCGACGUUCUUCCUGCAGGGAAAGGUCAGGAAGGUCGUGAUGCCUUCAGGGCUCGCAACAUUAAAAAUCUUCCCACAGAAAUGCUUUUAAUCGCUCUGUGGUCCGAAGAAACGUUUUUAUCAAAGUGCCAAAUUUUUUAUCCAGAACAAACGAUGCUAUUUUUGAUACAGCGCUCUGCUUUACUGUUCUGGAAGCUUCCUGUUUAUUACUGGUGAACAUGUUGUCCUUCUACUCUCCUCUGUUUUUAUCAGACCAAAACUCUGCUGCCCUCUGCUGGUUGGAACCAGUCAGUGCAGCGUAAGAACGUGUAGUUGUAAAAAAUCACAUUUGUGAUAUUUUUUUUACUUUCUAAGCUUUAGAUCUGUGAAGCACUUAACCUCCGACUCACUCCUCAUGUUCUACUGUUUGUAUUUCCACUGAAUGUGACGCUGUGCUUGUGAUAGCACUUUGUUUUUAGCCGCAGUCUGGCAGCUCAGCAGGAGUUAAUUAUUAAAUGUGAAACAAAAGGAAAAUUUGGAGUUUAAAUUGAUGUGAAGAUUUUCUAUAAAAUGAGAUUUUUAGGGAUCAAUUCACAUUUCAGAGGCGUUCUUGGAUAUUUGACCACUUGGUGGCGCUGUGACGUUAGUUUAUUUCCUGUCUCCUGCCUGUUGUCAGACUGUUUUAUUUGAAGUGACUUUUAUUAUGAAGCUAUUAAACCACAUUAAAGACAA
Molecule: messenger RNA, 3602 nt
Organism: Poeciliopsis prolifica (blackstripe livebearer)
Lineage: Eukaryota; Metazoa; Chordata; Actinopteri; Cyprinodontiformes; Poeciliidae
Product: transmembrane protein 71-like
Source: RefSeq, a predicted model, not a curated record